Messenger RNA from Macroventuria anomochaeta, 1500 nucleotides. Its product is annotated as N-terminal asparagine amidohydrolase-like protein. Lineage: Eukaryota; Fungi; Ascomycota; Dothideomycetes; Pleosporales; Didymellaceae. The record is from RefSeq and is a predicted model, not a curated record. Gene Ontology annotation, biological process: protein catabolic process. Bases 326 to 1237 code for a protein of 303 amino acids. The transcript is spliced from 2 exons. Gene Ontology annotation, molecular function: protein-N-terminal asparagine amidohydrolase activity; protein-N-terminal glutamine amidohydrolase activity.
AUCGGAAACUUGUGUGUUCUUCUUCUAUUGGCGUUGGGUUGGGAAAGUUUGGUUGCUUCUUUUGUCUUCUUUUCCUUCCGCGGAUCUCAACGCUUUUGAAAUAGUCUAGGGCGCGGGAACCAAGUUUCCGAAUAUUCGUGCUUGCACCGAUAGGCCUCUGUUCUGGCCUGAUCAAGGAAGUGUCUCCAUAUCUCUUUGAAUGGACUCACUUGCACUUGACUGCUUCAUUCAUCCGAUCUAACGCUCAGCCCAUCAUCCAUCGGAGCUGUACAAUACCCCGGUCUACCCCUCCAUACCCCACAUCGACCCUGAGGCAAGACACAAGAUGAAGGUCGCGUGUCUACAGUUCGCUCCGGAAGUCGGCAAGGUUCAGGAGAACAUCGCAAGAGCAGACAGGAUAUUGCUCGAGACUCGACUGCCAUUCGACAUCGAUUGGCUGGUACUUCCAGAACUCGCUUUCACAGGCUACAACUUCUUCUCCCUCGAAGAAAUCAAACCAUUCCUAGAACACACAACAGCCGGAAUAAGCACACAAUGGGCCAUCCAAGCAGCCCGCCACUACAACUGUCACGUCACAAUCGGCUACCCUGAGAUCACGACAGCUACCUCAACACAACCCUCCACACAAUACAACUCCACUGUCACCAUCUCCCCAUCCGGUGCCAUCCUCGCAAACUACCGCAAAUCCUUCCUCUACUACACCGACGAAACUUGGGCAACUGAAGGCCCCGGCUCACACGAGCACAAGCUGUCUAAUCCAGCUUCACCAGACGCCCCGUUCUUCUGCGGCCCGCUGGGCGACCUGGGAAACGUGACGCUGGGGAUCUGCAUGGACAUCAACCCGUACAAAUUCACCGCUGCCUGGGACGCGUACGAAUUCGCAUCCACCGCGCUGUCCAACAGAUCUCACUUGCUCUGUGUCUCGAUGGCCUGGCUGUGCCACCUCACACCCGAAGAACUCAUGCGUGAUUCGAGUCAGCCUGAUGUAGCCACGAUUGCGUACUGGGUCGAGCGGUUCCAGCCGAUUGUCGAGGCACGGCUGGACGAGCCGGUGUUUGUUGUGUUGGCGAACCGGAGCGGGAUGGAGAAGGGGGUGUGCUAUGCGGGGAGUAGCACGGUGAUCAAGAUCGACAAGGGGGUUGUGAGUUUGUUUGAGACGGCGGGGAAGAGCGAUGAGAGGUGUCUGGUGGUGGAUUUGAGUGAUCAGCCCAAGUUCCAGGUGAGGAGUGGGAAGUAGAGAAGACCGGGAAGUUGAGUUUGUUUGAGACGUUGUGCUUACAUUAAGAGCAGUUCGAAUGGUAUCCGGUUUCUGCGUUUCGGAUGCAAUGAGUAGGGCAAGGGACGAGAGUGAUGUGACUGCGCGAGUGUAUGCUGUGCCUGAAGGAUGAGUUAUUUUGCGAGCGGGAACGAAGUACCUGAGGUGGGCGGGCACCGCUGAGAGGGAGUAGUGCACCGUUUACGGCGCUCUGAGCCGAGACCAUUGCUGCUGUUGCGAAGGAG